AUGGUUCUGAUGAUGGCUCCGAAGAUAUUGUACUUGACCGCGGUGCUGAUGUUAGGUACACAAGUGACGUCACUAACAGCAGCCCCGCCCUCUGACGGGAAUUUCCCACCGCGGCCGAAAGAAGGCCGAGUCACCACGAGGUACUGUGAGUUCUACAAUGGCUCACAAACUUCUACUUGCGACACUGCCAAGAACUCCACAUGUGUCCCUAAUGUUAUUAAAGAAGAGUGCCAACCUGUCGAAGCAGACAAAAGUAAUCAUUGCUUCGUGUUGUGGCAGUUCGACAAUGAAACCAACAAGACGUAUCUGAAGGUGAAAGGGUGUUUCGUGGACACUGUCUCCUGCACAGACAGGGCCUCCAGCUGCCGGCUCCACAACUCCAAGCUGCCGCUCCUCCACUGCUGCUGUGAAGGAGACAUGUGCAAUCAGAAUGCAGUGUUCCCUGGUAUAGAGGCUGGCAUGUCAGCUCAAACUGAAAUACCACCCGAGAGAGUACCCGCCUCAGCAGUACCCAACGCUGAUGACGAUACACAAGCAGUAAUAGCUUACACUCUAACACCACUAUUCCUCUUGUUCGCGAUCCUAGUCGGCUGUUAUCUGCUGUACAGAAAGCGCAAAGGAACAUCAUUCGCUGAGCUAGCUAAUGGAGAAGCGUCAUUGUCCAGACCACCGUCGGCCGGCGCUGGAAUGGAAAACGAGGCCGUCGGACUAGUGGGCCAGGUCACGCUCUGCGAGGUCAGGGCUCGCGGCCGUUUCGGAGCCGUGUGGAGAGCGAAACUUGGACAACGAGAUGUCGCAGUGAAAGUGUUCCCCUUGCAAGACAAACAGUCGUGGCUCGCUGAGCAGGAGAUCUUCAGGCUGGCGAGGAUGGAUCACCCAGACAUCUUACAUUACAUCGGCGUGGACAAGAAGGGCGACAACUUACAGGCUGAAUAUUGGCUCGUCACAGCUUACCAUGAGAAGGGUUCUCUAUGCGACUAUCUAAAAGGUCACACGUUAACUUGGGUGGAAGCUUGGCGUAUAGCGGCGUGUGUGGCACGUGGGCUCGCUCAUCUGCAUGAAGAGGGAGGCGGGAAGCCGGCCGUCGCUCACCGCGACUUCAAAUCUAAGAACGUUCUCCUGAAAGCUGACUUAAGUGCUUGUAUUGCGGACUUUGGACUAGCAUUAAUAUUCGUGGCUGGACGAGGAUGUGGUGAUGCACAUGGACAGGUUGGAACUCGACGGUAUAUGGCGCCUGAAGUACUGGACGGAGCUAUCAACUUCACAAAGGACGCCUUCCUAAGGAUAGACAUGUAUGCCUGCGCGCUAGUGCUGUGGGAGAUCGCGUCAAGAUGCAGUGACGCAGCCCCAGAAUUACCAGGACAGUACCGUCUGCCGCUCGAAGAGGAAGUGGGUUCACAUCCCAGUCUUGAAGAAAUGCAGGAAGCCGUGGUACAGAGGAAACUCAGGCCACAUAUACCACCGCACUGGCGUAAUCAUCCCGGUCUAUCAGUACUAUGCGACACGAUGGAAGAAUGCUGGGACCACGACGCGGAGGCUCGGCUGUCCGCGUCGUGUGUCCUGGAGCGGGUCUGUGCCCAGCAGCCAGCGACGAUGGCGCCGGCGCUGACGCCGGACACGACGCCCCUCCUCAUCCACGAGCUCGCAGACCAGCAGCCCUGCUGA
Spodoptera littoralis (African cotton leafworm) is the source of this 1665-nucleotide messenger RNA. Lineage: Eukaryota; Metazoa; Arthropoda; Insecta; Lepidoptera; Noctuidae. The record is from the annotation of a GenBank genome assembly.